AUGCAUUUCUCAACUGGUAUUGUCGCUACUACCCUGGCGGGUAUCGCUACCGCUCAGAAAGUUCACGUCGUGUCCGUCUCGUCGCCCAACAACUCCCUCGCUUUCUACCCAGACAACCUCAAGGCCGAUGUGGGCGACAUGAUUCAAUUCCAGUUCCUCGCGGGUAACCACAGUGUCGUGCAGUCCAAUUUCGACAACCCUUGCACACCUAUUCAGGCCAUCAACGCCAGCCAGCCCGGUAUGUUCUCCGGCUACAUGGCCGUCGCCGCCAGCGAGUCCACUGGCAUGAUCCCCGUAUACACCAUGGAGGUCAAGGCCGCCACCCCGCUAUGGUUGUACUGCUCCCAGGGCAAGCAUUGCCAGGCUGGAAUGGUCAUGGUUGUGAACGAAAACACUUCUGCCAACUCAACAAGGUCUUUGGCAAACUUCAAGGACCUUUCUGCUGCCGCGACUGAGAACCUCGACCCUACCAAGAUCUCUGGCGCCGGCAGCGGCGCUGGCGACACCACUGGCGGCACCACCAGCUCUAUCCCCAGCCCUACCGAUACUCCCGCGGCUGGCCUUGGUUCAGCUGUUUCCGUAUCAGCUUGGACAGGUCUGCUCAGCAUUGCUGCUGCUCUUGCCUUGCUAUAA
Messenger RNA from Xylaria bambusicola, 633 nucleotides. RefSeq lists its product as uncharacterized. The transcript is spliced from 2 exons. Lineage: Eukaryota; Fungi; Ascomycota; Sordariomycetes; Xylariales; Xylariaceae. Bases 1 to 633 code for a protein of 210 amino acids. The record is from RefSeq and is a predicted model, not a curated record.